This is a messenger RNA of Dreissena polymorpha, 5908 nucleotides long. Its product is annotated as bromodomain adjacent to zinc finger domain protein 1A-like. Gene Ontology annotation, molecular function: protein binding. Gene Ontology annotation, biological process: chromatin remodeling. NCBI's taxonomy places the organism in Eukaryota, Metazoa, Mollusca, Bivalvia, Myida, Dreissenidae. The coding region runs from base 209 to 4867 and encodes 1552 amino acids. The transcript has 27 exons. The record is from RefSeq and is a predicted model, not a curated record.
UUAACCAAUCGGCGUUCUUGAUUUUGUCGAGUAAGCCCCGCCUUACACAUGUCUUAGAUGAUCGGCUUUCGUCUGCCACUCACAAAUAAAGAUAAAUAUUUAUGUUUACUUCACAAGAUUUUGUCCAUACAAGUGGAAAUUUACUGACCUAUUUAAAAAAUAGAGACAGCUUAAUAGUCGGUUUUCCCUCCAAAAUCCAAGUGACAAUAUGCCACUUCUCAGACGUCAGCCAUUUGCUAAAGAGAAACCACCUCCCGAUUUGCGACCAGAUGAAGAAGUUUUCUUCUGUAAACUAACAAGAGAGGUUUUCAGGGACUAUGAAAAAUUUUUCGAACGAAUUAUCCUGUGUAAUAGCCUGGUGUGGUCUUGCGCUAUUACGGGCAAGGCAGGUCUCACAUACCAGGAGGCUGAAGAGAGCGAAGAAAAGGCUUUAAAACAGCUGGCAUCAUUCCCAACCUACCUGCAAAAGCCGAUUCUUUAUCUGGCUACUAAAACUCAGCGCAGCCGUUUAUCUGAUCUCAAUGAUGAUGUGUUCGUCUUUGCAAAGGACAGAUAUUUCAUUGGGGAGAUGGUCGAUGUGUUGUUUGGCCAAUCCAAAAAAGUGUGCAAAGUGGUCGGUGUCCUCCCACAUGGUGCAACAACACCCAAAUCUACUGUGCCAAAGUCGCCUGGCUCAUCUCAGAAAUCCCCCAUAGUGCUCAAUGGAGACUCGGUAGAAUUCUCUCAACCAAGUUCCAGCGGAGAAAUGAAGACACCUGAUAAAAAGUCAUCAAGUAACCCAGAAGCAUUCCAGUAUAUUGUUCAGGAGCAAGGAAAAACUGCAGAUCACACAGUGAAAUUUAAAAUGAUAAGUCGAAAGAAAGGUUUGUUCACGAGAGACAAGUGCAAGCUGUUCUUGAAGCAGUCCUGUGACAAUGUGGACGGAGCUUGGCGGGUGAAGCCCUCAAAAAUGAAGAAGUUCAAACUUGAAACCGUGACAUUUGAAGAAGUGUUCUCCGGCCCCUUGCCCAAGUUUGAGUUCUCUGAGAUCAAAGUGAAGAAAGUGGCACCGAAGAAAACGGAGAAAGAAGUGUCGCCACAAGCUGCUCCCAAGAAGCCGAAAGAAAAAUCUGUCGAGAAAGUUGAGAAAGAAGGUAAGUCUGACUCGUUACCGAACCUUACGAUGGAGGAGAUCAAGGCGUUACGUGAGCACGAGAGACUGCAAAAGGAGAAGGACCGGGAGGAGAAACUGGCACAGAAACUCAAGGAGCGCGAGGAAAUCAAGAAGAAAUUUGAGGAAGAGAAGGAGAAACGUAAACUGGAGCGCGUACAGGAGAUGGAGAAGAAGCGCGAGGAGCGUCGUGUGCAGGCUGAGAUGUGGCGUGAGUGGAGCCGGCAGAGGGACGACAUGGACUGUGAUGACCUUCAGGUUUUACCAGAACCUAAGCCAGUACGGUGCAAGAUUCCAGCGGACCUAUUUGGAGAUGCAGUUAUGGUGGUCGAGUUCCUCAAUGGAUUCAGUUCCCUGUUUGACCUGAGGGCAAGCUUUCCUAAGGGAUUUAAUCUUAAGGUCCUGUUUGAUGCGUUGCUGGAGUCAGACGCUGGAGGGCUGAUGGCAGACUUGCUACUCAUGAUGCUGACGGCCAUAUUCUCUCUGCAAGAGGAGGAGGAGCAGGAGGAAGCUGAACUUAACAAGCAGGAAAAAGAACAAGAUGUGGGUCCAGAGGAAAACAUGGGUGAUAUGUCACUCAAUCAGCUGAUUGACGCGGCCAAUGCAAUGUCACAUGUACCAAUUCUCACCCAGGGAACAAGCCUAAGGAAGCUUCCGCUGGACAACUUCACUCUGACGGAGAUACUGAGGCUGCACAUACUUGCCUCGGGAGCCGCAGGGAGCCAGGGGGACGCCAAGUUCCGGUACCAGCAGCGUGGAGGCUACAUGCCCAUAGACGACGCAGGGCUGGACUUCAAGAGGAGGGAACCAGAGAUUGUGAGCAAACUGGCCGUGGAGAAUAUCUAUGAUCUCUCACCAGAUGACAAGUUGAAGUUGUUGAAGAUGGUGAUAGACCAGUUCCUGACGUACGCAGCCACGCGAGAUAUCCUGGAGGACAACGGAGAGAAGCUGAGACAGCUGAGGAUCGACCUUAAGCAGAUGCAGUUUGGGGAACUGAAGAGGGAACGGGAGGAAACUGCCACCAGGUCGCGGGCCAAGAUGGAGGAGAAACAGAGGGAAAGGGACCUGAUGGAAAAACGCAGGGUGCUCAAGUUCAAGAAACGGGCCCAGCAGCUGUGCAAGGAGGAGGCAGAGAAGAGCGGAAAAGAACCAAGUGAAGAAGACAAGAACUUAGCUACAGAUAUUGAAAAACUAGAGAAGGACGUGGCAGAGCUAGAGGCCAGCAUGCCGUCCCAGGAGGAUCGGGACCGGCUCAGGGAGGAAGAGGAUGACGUGGAGGCAGACAGGAAGGCGGACUACGUCCACAAGGAGCGAGACUUCCUGCAGAACAUUCUCAACCUUCAGCACGGUUUCUGUGUGACGCCGCUGGGUCGAGACCGACUUUACAGGCGCUACUGGGUGUUCAAGACCAUACCGGGGCUGUUUGUAGAGGACGAUGAGGAACUUGUGUCCCCUGAGGCGUUAAAGCCUUGCAAACAGAACCCCGGGGGAAGUCGGUUUGACAUCAAUAAUCCCUUUACACUUCCAGUUGGUAGACCUUUGGUUGAAGGUAAAGUGAGUUCAGGGAAAAACGAAGGAGAUCUGAAGGGUGAAGUGUCGAAGACUGAGCAAAAAGAUGGAAGUGACAAGGAGAAUGAUUCACUGAAUGCCUCGAGUAUUAAUGUUAGCAGUGCUGAUGAUAACAGUGUCUCAAAUGCGAAUGCAAUUACUGGUCUUUCCAAUACCUCAAACAAUACAAACACUGAGACUGCUGGUCCAAAACUUAAUGGCGAUGCAAUUGUUAUUAGUGAUGAAGACUCAAGAGAAUCUAAAGCCUCGCUAAUUGAGGGUUUCAUUGAAACCCCUGCAACUAAACAAAUCAUGUCUUCUGAUAGGAGUAAAUGGUCAGUGUUUGUAACUGAAGAGGAUGUUGAUGCAUUAAUUGCCUCGCUUAACAACAGGGGUUAUCGAGAAAGUAGCCUACGACAGGCAUUAAUGGAGCAAAAAAUUACAAUUUUAGACACCAUAUCAAAGGUUCCCACAGAUUUGUUGCUUAUUCCUGAAUCUGACGUGGAGAAGUUGAAAGAGAAAGCCGAUGCCAAGUUGACGACAACAGAGGUGAAAAUGCGAGGGAAGAGCGUUACGUACACUGCACAGAAUGACUCCGCACAUGAGGAUCUGGAGUUGAACCUUCGAGAAAUGGUUCUAGAUCUGGAGGAGAGAAUACACGUGGGAACUCUGGGAUAUCUUAGGGUGAGUGACCGCAACUCCUGGCGAGAGGCUUUGGAGAAUGGUGGAUAUGAACCUUGCACUGAGGACGCACCCUUCAAGGAAAAUAAGGAGGAAAACAUGGAUGUGGCUGAGGAAGGCGACCAGUCCAAGGAAGAACAGAAUCUCACCAUCGCAAUUGCACGAGACCUGGCCAAGGCUGUUAUUCAGAUUGCACGGGGAAUAGAGCCCAAAUACAUGCAGCCACCAUUAGGUGAUACGGAAAAAGCAAAACAAGUGAAACAAAAAGCAGACGCUUCAAAGAAAGAACACAAGAAAAAGAAGAAAGAGGAUGACAGUGAUGAUGAGGACCCAGACAUGGUAGCCAGGGGCUCUACUGGCCUGGGACGGCCCCUGAUAGAGCGGUGGGAGGACUCCUGUCUGACCAGUACCAGCCUGGCACAGGUGUUCCUGCACCUCUCCACCCUCGACAAGUCAAUUAUCUGGUCCAAGUCCAUCCUGCAUACGCGCUGCCGCAUCUGUCGCAAGAAAAGUGACCCAGACAAGAUCCUGCUGUGUGAUCAGUGUGACCGCGGCCAUCAUAUGUACUGUCUGAAACCACAGCUCAAGGUUGUUCCAGAGGGAGAGUGGUUCUGCCCGGACUGUCGCCCCAAGGAGUUGAAGUCACCCCGUAAAGGUCGCCGCCGUGCCUUCAGUCAGGAGGACUCCAGUGAGGAAGAGGAGACCCAGGAGGAGGGCAGUGAUGGUGAGGAAGAUAUGGAGGCAGAGGAUGAGGCGAGUGAUGAGGAGGGGGAGGAGGAGGAAGACACCAAGGCUGUAAAGAUCAAGAUGAAUCUGGGGAAGAUGGCUGGCAAAGAAAAGGCAGGAAAGAUCAAGAUGAGUCUUGGAAAGAUGACUGGCAAAGGUGGUAAGAAGAAGACUAGUCCAAAACUCACCCCCAGCUCGAGUCGCCAGUCGUCUCGCAAAGGAAGUCCCCGGGACAGUCCUGUAACAGUGGGAGGUGGGAAGAAACGCAAACAAUCAUCUCCCUUGGUCUUAGAAAACCCAAAAAUGAAGAAAAGUGGGAAGUCUAUGUCAAAACUUGCUCAGGAUUUUAAAACUGACGAUGUAAAGCACUAUGUGAGCAGUUCCCGUGGUAACAGUCAGGUACAGCAGCUGAAGCUUCUGGAGGACGUCGUGCUGGGACUAAUGGAGGAUGAGGAGGCGUGGCCCUUCCUCAGGCCUGUCAACAAGAAAGACGCCCCUGAUUACUAUGAGGUCAUCAAGAAGCCAAUGGACUUUCAGACGAUCAAAAACAAGAUCAACAAGUUCAUGUACUCGGAUCCCGGCGAACUGGUGAGCGACGUCAGACAAAUAUUCACCAACUGUGUCGAAUACAAUCGCCGAAACACCCAGGAAUUCAAGGCAGGUGUGUCCAUGUCAAAACUGUUUGAACGACGCAUGAAAAACCUUGAGGAAUCUGCGGCCGCAAAUGGGCCCACCACGGGGAAGAGAGCUCGGACAAAAUAAUCAACAAAUAGUCAUAAUUCCAUGUCAUUCUCUUAUUUUUCUCAUCAGCAUUUCUUUGGUUAUGCAUGUUUUUGAUAUGCAUUAAACCCAGCAAGCUACAUUACAAGGAAUGUAAAUAUAUCAACUCUUUGUAUAUUCAUACACAUUUUCAAUUAUGUAACAACUGACACUGACAGAAAAUAUUUUAUCCAUUUGGUUACAUUUGAAUAUGUUUUAUUAGUAGAUACUAACAGCUGUAUCAAUUUUAAUGAUCAAAUAUUUAGCACUAAUUGAAUGAAUACUACUAACAGCUGUAUCAAUUUUAAUGAUCAAAUAUUUAGCACUAAUUGAAUGAAUACUACUAACAUCUGUAUCAAUUUUAAUGAUCAAAUAUUUAGCACUAAUUGAAUGAAUACUGAAUUCCACUUAUUUACCUCUUCAUUUUGUGUCUGAAAAUAUUUUCAAUGGCAUUAUGCUGUAUUUGUAUUGUCUUGAAUCAAAUGUUUUCUUUUCUUUAAUGGAUAAGUGUUGUGUUGUAGAAACAUCUAUUAUUGCUAUUAAUUUCUUUGUUUUAAUAUGUUAUUAUAUAAGAAACGAAAUUGCUUCUUAUAUGGUUAAAUAGUGCUUUCUUUCAGUUAUGAUUAAUGUACCAAAUGUGGUUGCAAUUUGAUACAAAAACAGGUCAAAACCAUUUCACCUUACAAAUAUUAUACAUAAUGUAUAAACUUAAAUGCGUAAAUCUUAUCAAUAUAGAUUAUUUUCGCAACUAAUAUUUAACAUAAUGUAUUAACUUGAAUGCUUACAAACGCUUACUUUGAUGUUCUACAUGUCAAACUGUUUGGGAUUUAUGUCGAGUAUAGAAGAACCAGACUAUGUUUUGUUUAAAAAAUUAUUAUUGACUUGUUUCCCCAAUUGUUGUGCUGUUGAAUUUAUAGUAAUUUAGCUUGAAACAUGUUGACUAUGAAUCAGGAACAAAAUAAUAUGAGAAUUUAUUUGAUCAUGUUGUAUUUAUUAUUAUUGUCUCUAUAGUGCAUGUUUGUAGACAAAUAAAAUGACACUUGA